AUGGACUUCGAGCGGUAUGUUGAAGGAGGCCGGCCGGCAUGGACUUGGUUUCCGGAGUUGUUGGGUGUGAUGCCGCCAUCAGAUUACAUCGACAAGUUUACCGUGAAGUGCACUUGGAUGCAGCAGACGUUCACUCACCUUCCAGAGGGGGCAGAUGAGGAGACAGUUUGGAGGUAUGCUAGAGCGUACAUUAUGAUGCUACUAUCGACGCAGCUCUUCGACGACAAGUCCGGUACUCGUAUGCAUAUCAGGUGGCUUUCGUACGUGGCGAGGUUAGAGGACAUGGGCAGUUAUAGCUGGGGAUCUGCCGCUCUGUCUUGGUUAUACAGGUGCCUAUGCCAUGUAGCUAACAAGAACGUAGUUAAGUUGGAAGGACCUCUACAGUUCCUCCAGUCAUGGAUCUUCUGGAGGUUCCUGGGUUUUAGGCCCGAUGGGUUUGACUCCUUUCACUGGCCGUUGGCCUCGAGGUAUGGAUAUUGA
Molecule: messenger RNA, 480 nt
Organism: Arachis duranensis
Lineage: Eukaryota; Viridiplantae; Streptophyta; Magnoliopsida; Fabales; Fabaceae
Product: protein MAIN-LIKE 2-like
Exons: 1
Coding region: 1-480 (159 amino acids)
Source: RefSeq, a predicted model, not a curated record